AUGGCACAGCCCCGACUCACCGACUUCUUCGCGCGCCGUCGCCCGGGGCUCCGCGCCGCGCCGCCGCGGGUCAAGCCGGCCUGGCGCACCCCAAGCCCCGCCAAGCCCGCGCCCGGCGCCCCGGCCCGCACCCCGGGCGGCAGCCGCAAGCGUGCCCGCCCGCCCGCCGAGCCCACGCGCGACCACCCCGCGCUGCCCGCGCGCCGGAGGCUGCGGCUGCCGGCCGACACGGUCUCCGAUCCCGCUGACCCGGCUGACCCGACUGCCCCCGCUGUCCCCGCUGACCCGGCUGACCCGACUGCCCCCGCUGCCCCCACUGUCUGUGCUGCCCCCGCUGACCUGGCGGCCCCCACUGUCCCCGCUGCCCCCGGCUCCCCAGAGCAGGCCCCUCCCUCAGCAGGUCUACAGCCCUGCCUGGCCGCUCAGGAGAAGGCCUCAAAAGUCACUUUUUCUGAGCUCAAGUCGUGCCUGCAGCGGGCACGGGAGCUAGGGGCCCGGGCCCAGGAGCUAAGGGCAAGUGCCCAGAGGAAGGAUGCUGGGGAACUCAGCGUGCCCGAGGACCAGGGGCCCCCAGCAGGGCCACGUGGACAGAAGGCCCCUGCCUACCAGCGCUUCCACGCCCUGGCCCAGCCGGGGCCCCCGAGCCUCGUGCUGCCCUACAAGUACCAGGUGCUGGCGGAGAUGUUCCGCAGCAUGGACACCAUCGUGGGCAUGCUCUACAACCGCUCCGAGACCGUGACCUUUGCCAAAGUCAAGCAGGGCGUCCAGGACAUGAUGCGCAAGCGCUUUGAGGAGCGCAAUGUUGGCCAGAUCAGAACUGUGUACCCUACUUCCUACCGCUUCCGCCAGGAGCGCAAUGUCCCCACCUUCAAGGACGGUGUUAAGAGGUCUGAUUACCAGCUUACCAUCGAGCCGCUGCUGGACGAGGAGGCCGGCAGCACGGCGCCCCAGCUCACAGCCUCGUGCCUCCUGCAGCGCCGGCAGGUCUUCAGGCAGAAUCUGGUGGAGCGCGUCCGUGAGCACCACAGGGCCUUCCUGGCCUCCCUGAACCCUCCCAUGGUGGUGCCCGAGGACCAGCUCACACGUUGGCACCCGCGCUUCAAUGUGGACGAGGUGCCUGACAUUGAGCCGGCCGAGCUGCCCCAGCCGCCCACCACAGAGAAGCCGGCCACUGCCCGGGAGGUGCUGGCCCGUGCCCGCAGCUUCAUGUCACCCAGGAUGGAAAAGGCCCUGAGUGACCUGGCUCUGCGUACGGCCCAGCCCAGCAGCCCUGGGUCCCCCAGCCCUGCCCUGCCGGCCACCCCGCCUGCGGCCCUGAGGGGGGUGUCCCAGGACCUGCUGGAGAGGAUCCGGUGCAAGGAGAAACAGAAGCAGCUGGCCCAGAUGACACGCCGGCCAGAGCAGGAGAAGCGGCUGCAGAGGCUGGAGCGGCUCCCUGAGCUGGCCCGCGUGCUGCGCGGCGUCUUCGUGUCCGCGCGGAAGCCAGCGCUCACCAUGGAGGUGGCCUGCAGCAGAAUGCUGGGCAGCUACCCUGCAGCCAUGAGCCCCGGGGAGAUGGAGAAGCACGUGCGGCUCCUCUCCGAGCUGCUGCCCGACUGGCUCAGCCUCCACCACAUCCGCACGGACACCUACGUCAAGCUGGACAAGGCUGCUGACCUGGCAGGUGUCAUCACACGGCUGGCCUGCCUUGCCCGUGCGGAGGCGGCGCUAUGAGCGCCUCGCAGACAUGGGCUUCAGGUCCCCGGCCUGGCCCGCUGUGUCUGUUUUACUCCCUUUAGGAACACCAUGCACUUUUCCCCCUUCUGAACUCCCCACCAGGCCGUCUGGGCAGUAAGCCUCCCCCCGUGCAGCAUAUCGUCAUUAAACUGGUUUCU
Molecule: messenger RNA, 1874 nt
Organism: Zalophus californianus (California sea lion)
Lineage: Eukaryota; Metazoa; Chordata; Mammalia; Carnivora; Otariidae
Gene: CDT1
Product: chromatin licensing and DNA replication factor 1
Exons: 10
Coding region: 1-1713 (570 amino acids)
Biological process (GO): DNA replication preinitiation complex assembly; regulation of DNA-templated DNA replication initiation; mitotic cell cycle
Cellular component (GO): nucleus
Molecular function (GO): DNA polymerase binding; DNA binding
Source: RefSeq, a predicted model, not a curated record